AUGGGGAUCCGAUCAUCAGAUCAGCAGGUCUCCUCGAUUCUCCCUAGCUGGGUAGUGGUAGACCAAGGUAUUGACCGCAAGGCGCUCGCCUCCUUUCGCCACGACGACGACCCUAGCACGGCGGAGGCUCGCGCCAGCAACGGCGAGAUCGUCCGCGUGUCGUUCACCGUGCGCCCGCUGCCGGGUGCCUCCCGCCUCUGGGUCCACUGGCCGGAGGGCCGCAAGCCGUCCGGCUGGAACAGAGUCGUGGCGGCGCACGGCAACGCCGUACUCUUCCGUCUCGAGGUCGACUUCGAGGACUCCCUCAUCGUGCUCCGCGAUCGACCACUUCAUCUACUGGGCCAGCCCUUCCGGUCCCUGGAUCUCACUUCUCCCACGCUGGUACUCGACCGAGGAGGAGAUAGAGGCAGCUCCGGCCGCAGAGGCACCGGCCUGCUGCUGGAUUGUGAUACAGGAGAUUUCGUGGUGGCGGAGCUCCAUCUCGAUCUGGACAGGCUCGAAGACGUGGAUGCACCUCUGGAAGCGCAGCUCUUGAGGCUCUGCUCGGACAGGGGGAAAAUUGCUGCAGGUGCUGCUGGAGAGUGGGAGUGGGAGGUUAAGCACGCAGGGGCCCGUGGGGGCAAGGCUAAGUUCAGUGACUUGCUCUGCUGGUGGGAAGCUUCCAUGGUUGUCCCUUACCGCAGUUACCUGUGCUGGGUUGAUUACUCAAGGGGUGUCAUCUUCUGCAACGUCGGCCACAGUAGCCCGGACCUCCAGUACCUCUCCUUGCCGGUGGAUCAGUUGGCUGUUGGCUGUGCCUCAGCCAGCACUCCAGCCGAACAUGCUCUGUUUCCCGUCGGCUAUCCUGACCAUUUCAGCAGAGGAUGGCCGCAGGCGUCCCGGGCUGUGUGCGUUACCAAGAAUGGAGCGAUGAUGAAGUUUAUCAACAUUGCACGCAGCGAUGGGAUGCUAUCUGGCGAGAGUGAGCAUGGUUGCAGAUUCACUAUCACCGUCUCCACGCUGAUGCACCAUGGCCAGGACGAUAUGGGGUGGGUGACGGACACCACAAUUCAAGCUGCUCAACUCUGGGAUAUGGAGGGUUACGAUGAUCAACUUCCCUGCGUUGUGCCGCAGUUCCCUCUGGUGAGCAUGGAUGAUCCCAACACCAUCUAUUUUGUGCUCAAGGAGAGGCACACGGUUUCGGCAUGGGUGGUUGCCCUUGACGUAGAUAGCAGCAAGGUUUUAUGGUAUAAAGAUAUCCAAGCCACCCCUUCUGAUGAGGACGCUGAAACGGCCCCUAGCAACAUCUUCUGCAGCUUGGCUUUCUUUCCUACCGAAUUCACUAAGCAUCUGCAGAAGGCUGCCCCUGUGCCCCCAGGUUUCUUCUUAGUACAUAAAUGUGACUAA
Miscanthus lutarioriparius is the source of this 1386-nucleotide messenger RNA. NCBI's taxonomy places the organism in Eukaryota, Viridiplantae, Streptophyta, Magnoliopsida, Poales, Poaceae. The record is from the annotation of a GenBank genome assembly.